AUGCUGAAAACAGAGUUACCGGUUCUUGAGUAUACAACAAACCCAAGGGUAAAAGAUAAAAUUAUCAGCGGAGAUAAUAUGGAGCUCGUACAUGACUCCUUAAAAAUAAAAGAUACUCCACCAGUCCAGUCACCAGGAACUAGAUACAUCCACUGCGGUCCAUCCAGUGAGCAGAACAGAAAAAUAAACAAAACAGUAAAUCGGUGA
Molecule: messenger RNA, 207 nt
Organism: Leptosia nina
Lineage: Eukaryota; Metazoa; Arthropoda; Insecta; Lepidoptera; Pieridae
Source: the annotation of a GenBank genome assembly